UCUCCUCGGAAGUCUUCCCGGUUGAGUGCCAGAGGGACUCACUCCCAGGCAAGCCCGACCUCUGAGGCUGGGAGAGCAAAGCCAAGGGGGAAAGGGACGCAGACGAGCCAGCUGGGAGGCGAUGCCACCGGCAGAAGGCAGGGAAGGCGAAAAGAGAUGCUUCGGAGGCGGCUGCAAAGCUGCCGGCGUCUCUAUGGAGCAAGGUCCCCAUCCCCAGGUCCUUCUCUGGAGGUCCAACUUGAAGGUCUCGGGUGGCAAGAGCCUGGGUCUCUCACUGUGGGCACCUCUGACCUGGGAUGUACAAGGAAUGUGAUCCACUAUGCUAAUGCUCAGGUUCCUCAACGUGGUGGCGCCUGCUUAUUUCCUGUGCAUCUCCUUAGUGACCUUCGGCCUCCAGCUCUUUCUUUUCAUCCCCAGCAUGUUCCAAGACCCCUCGGCUGCCCCACUUUGCUCCUCUGCCCUCCUGCAUGGGGCCCUCUUCCUCUUCCUCUCUGCCAAUGCUGUGGGCAACUACAUCCUGGUGAUACAGAACUCCCCCGAGGACCUGGGCACUAAGGAGGACCCAGGGUUGGCCUCUGGAGGAGCAGGUGAUGGAGGCAAGGUGGUGCCCCCUGAGCAGGAAGAGGAUGGGAAUGGGCACCCUGGCUCAGUCUUGCCUGGCACUCACUUCUGCAGACUGUGCGCCCGGGUCACCCGAAGGCAUGACCACCACUGUUUCUUCACAGGGAACUGCAUUGGGAGUGGGAAUAUGAGGAACUUUGUCAUGUUCUGUCUGUAUACGUCUUUGGCUUGUCUUGAUUCCCUGGUGGCCGGGGUGGCUUAUAUUUCUACAGUGCUCUCCACCUCCUUUGCCAGCCCACUGGCUUUCCUCACCCUUCUGCCUCACUCCAUCAGCCAGUUCUUCUCAGGCGCUCUUCUCAGCUCGGAAAUGUUUGUCAUCCUCAUGCUUUACCUCUGGCUGGGGAUUGGACUUGCUUGCGCUGGCUUCUGUUGCCACCAAAUGCUGCUGAUCCUGAGAGGGCAAACCAGGUACCAGGUGCGGAAAGGGAUGGCGGCACGAGCUAGGCCCUGGAAAAAAAACCUGGAGGAUGUCUUUGGGAAAAGGUGGCUGCUGGGACUUCUCAUCCCCAUGCUCAAUGUUGGAAGUGACUACCAGAGGCAGAAGGAGAAGUGAGGCCUCGCCCUCCCAGUGCAAGUGGAUGUGCACAUGCGGGCGUACACACAGGCCCACACACAGCUACGUGCACAGAUGCCCUUGCUGUGCUGGAAGGCAGCCCUCUGGGCUGCUAGCUCCUUUCCCUCAUUCCUCAGCCUUGCCACCUAUAACAAGAGAAGUGACUCUCAAGCUUAACAGGGCUAACUCUGUGUUCUAGAAGGGGAGAGGUGGAGAACAAUCACAAGAGACAAAGGGAAAGCUAUGGCAGCAAAUCAGUGAGGUAGAGGAACCAAGGCUUCCUGGAUGUGAGUGUCAGGGCUUUUUCAUGGACAGGGUAAGUGACACCAUCUGCCAUUACCUGCACACUUCCUUGUUCCCUCUGAGCAAUCCUCAGAGUAUCAUUGGGGUGUGGGUAGAUUUUUUCCACGGAUAAUCUCGUUAUGAAUUAUCCCUGAUGGAACACAAAAUGUCUGGUGCACCAUAGGUUUGAAUAGGUAAUUAAGAUCCAUUUGUUUUACAAAAGACCAGUUUCUGGUGAAGAUCUUGCCAUUUGGCAUAUGAAUCAAUAUAGCUGCCUGCCCUUUUCUUUUCUAUUUUUGAGGCGUGGGUGGGAUGAUUCUUCUUGCAGACAUGGUUACUGAUGCGUGUCUGACUUCAAAAGGUCCCACUGCACCAAUGGUGCUAAUAAUUAGGUUGUUAAAUAUAGGCAUCAGACCUGCCCUUGGGCCUAUGGAUCAUUUUAUCACUAUACCUUCCUGUUUUCUCCCUCAGUUUCCUCCAACCUUGCCUUUCCUGCUUCAUGUUCAGUAGGAAUAGCAACAGCAGAACCUUCUGCCAUCUAAAAAGUAGACUGUGUUGUCGUGAGUAGGCUGUAAGCACAGCAUAGAUGUCCUGUGGGAUUUGCUCAAUAUGAGAGCUGAAGCUGUUUUCUCCCAGUUUAAAAAACUGACCCCAAUAGACAAAGAAUGCCAUUUUCUCAAAAAGAAUAUAGUGUGGUCACUUAAGUAUUUUCAGGCACAAGGAUUGCAAGAUGCUAGAGAGGCAGAUGGAGUUCACAAAUGGAAAGCACUUAGCUGCUCUCUUCCCCAUCACCUCCUUCCACUCCAGGGUGCAGGAAUAGAAUUUAUCUUCUGAUUGCAUGGCAUGUCA
Messenger RNA from Sceloporus undulatus (fence lizard), 2305 nucleotides. It is a transcript of the gene ZDHHC22, whose product is annotated as zinc finger DHHC-type palmitoyltransferase 22. Lineage: Eukaryota; Metazoa; Chordata; Lepidosauria; Squamata; Phrynosomatidae. The transcript is spliced from 3 exons. Gene Ontology annotation, molecular function: palmitoyltransferase activity. The record is from RefSeq and is a predicted model, not a curated record. Gene Ontology annotation, biological process: protein palmitoylation. The coding region runs from base 320 to 1174 and encodes 284 amino acids. Gene Ontology annotation, cellular component: Golgi apparatus.